UGCCGUAGAAAGGAAGGACUUGGUCGUCUUUUUGAGAUUAUUUAUUGGUCUCAAUCUCAAGAUAAUUGGUUAAAUCAAGGGCUUUUUGGCAAAGGUUGUGAUGGGUGACAUCCGUCAGUCUUUGCUGCCGCGAGAUGUGCUGAGUGCUGCCAAAGAGCUGCUGUACCACUUGGACAUCUACAUCUGUAACUUGGUGCAGUCGGGGAGGCAGCCUCCUCAGGUUGACUCUAAAACUUUGGAGCUGGUAGAAGAGUUCAUUCUGCAUGCACCCAAGGACAGAAAUACUCCAGCCAGGAGGAUGACUGCUGUCCAGGAGCUCCAGCUGUUGGAGAUCAUGUGCAGCUGCUUUCAGGAACAGAGCCGCGAUACAGUCCGCCAGCUCAUGUUCUCCGCCCUGUUUAGUCUCCAAGGCAACCAGGCCGAUGAAAACCGCAUGGCACUGCUAGGCAAGCUGGUCUCCAUGGCAGUUGCUGUAGGCAGGGUUCCUAUCUUGGAAUGUGCUGCAAGUUGGUUGCAGAGAACGCACCGUGUGUACUGCGUGCGCCUGGCACAGGUAUUGGUGGAUGACUAUUGCAGUAUGGUGCCGGGGUCGGUGCCCACCCUGCAGAACAUCCACAGCACCAGCCUGCGCUUCUGCUGCCAGUUCAUCACUGCUGUCACAACCCUCUAUGACCUCUCGUCAGAGUUGCUCACCCCUCCUUUAGAACUCCUCCAGAUGAUCGUAUCAUGGAUCCAGGAUGACCCUCACCUGGUGCUAAUCACGUUUCUCAACACGCCUCUGUCUGGCACCCAGCCAAUGGGCUCCCUCGAUGUUACACCAUUAGGGGGGUUAGUGCGAUGGUGCGUCAAAGCACCGCUGGCUUACAGGAGAGACAAGAAGCAGGUGCACAACGGCACCAGUGCUGAGAGUGGUCCAGACGCAAGACCUCUCUUCUCUGCACUUCACCUCAGCGUGUUACAGGUCUUCAUGCUGCUUCCAAACAUACUGAAAGAGAAAGGACUUUACGGUCGCCUGGCACUACUCCAAAUGGAGUCCUUGGCUGCCCUGACCUCUGACCUCUCCAGACUUUUUGACCAGUCUGACAAACAUGCACACACUUCAUCCUCUGAUACACACACUGCGCCCCAGUUGGCCCUGGACCGGCUGGCACAGGCCCUGCAAGUGGCCAUGGCCAACGGAGCCCUGCUGUGCUCCAGAGAGGAUCUGAGAGCCAUCUGUUCCCGCCUCCCCCACAACAAUUUGCUGCAGUUGGUGUUGUCGGGCCCAGUGAUGUAUUACAAUAACAUGCACACCCCUCCGCUGGCUUUCAGCCCACAUGCAUCUCAUUCCCCUCUGGCUUCACAUUCGGCACACCCUGUCCACACUCCACACACACCUUUGGCCCCCCACCCCUCCUCUCACCCACAGUACUCUGCUCAGCCGUUCAUGUCAGGGAUGCCGUUCCCCUACCGACCCAGCCACUGAAACAAGUCACGUUCAACGUGUGCACGUGUGUGUUGUGUGUCUGUGGAUGACGAGCGAUGCUGUUUGUGUGCUGUAUGUGUGGUUGCUGGUGUCAUGUACCAUAUGAUGUUUUUGAGCUGAUUUGUUUCUGGUAAA
Messenger RNA from Thalassophryne amazonica, 1600 nucleotides. It is a transcript of the gene ints15, whose product is annotated as chromosome 12 C7orf26 homolog. The transcript is spliced from 8 exons. The record is from RefSeq and is a predicted model, not a curated record. Lineage: Eukaryota; Metazoa; Chordata; Actinopteri; Batrachoidiformes; Batrachoididae. The coding region runs from base 101 to 1465 and encodes 454 amino acids.